GGUUUAAUUCCAGAGGCCCCUGUUGUUAAGAAGUUGAUAUUAAUUCGUGGAUUGCCAGGCAGUGGGAAAUCAACAUUAGCUAGGCAAUUGGUUGGAGUGAAUGGUGUUAUUUGUUCAACUGAUGAUUUCUUUAUUGAAAAUGGAAGAUAUAUAUUUGAUGUAACUAAAUUGUCCAUCAAUCAUGAACUGAAUCAAGCUAAAGCUGCUCAAGCUAUGAGAGAGGGUAAGACCCCAGUAAUUAUUGAUAAUACCAACACCACUGCCUGGGAAAUGAAGCCAUAUGUAAUCAAGGCAUUGGAGUUAAAGUAUGUGGUUGAGUUUAUGGAGCCUGACACAAGCUGGAAGUUUAAUGUGGAUCAGCUAGAGAGACACAACACUCAUGGUGUAGCUAGAGAGAGUCUAGAGAGAAUGUUGGAGAGAUACCAACACAAUGUCACCGCUGAUACUGUACUGGCAUCUGAUAGAGUCACACCCUCUCGACCUAACUUUGAUAGAUACCAUGGCAACAGUUACCAUGGUCCUAGUUACCGAGGCAAUAGUUACCAAGGCAGCAGUUACUAUGGUAAUAGGUACGGUGGGGGUGUUUCCAGUCCUCCCAGAACUCAUACUGGUUUGACUUCAAGGAGCCCUACCAGCCCUCGGACUCAUUCCCAUACUAGCCCUCAGACUCAUACUGAUAGGACUCGUUCUCAUACUGAUACUUCUAAGACUCAUACUAGUAGGACUCAUUCCCAUACUGCUACUUCUCAGCCUUAUACUCAUUCCCAUACUGCUACUUCUCAGCCUUAUACUCAUUCCCAUACUGCUACUUCUCAGCCUCAUACCAAUAGGACCCAUUCUCAUACCACUCAGACUCAUACCAGAUGGGCAGAGCCCGAUUCCCCUAGACUGGAUCAAGAGAGAUCAAAGGAUGUGCUGGACUUCAGCCCUCCCUUUAGCCCUCCCUCUGAUGGGAGGAGUCUAACUAUUACUGGAGCUGAUAUCAACAGUAGCACAAUGACUACUAGAGACAAAAGUACUGCGAGUGCUAGUCUCUCAGUUCAAGAUGAUGACAGUUCAAUCCUAACAGCUGCUCCUCUCAUUAGCUCUACUACUGCUACUAAACCAUCUUCUAAAAUUGACGACCUGUUCAAAUUGGAAAUGGACAACCUGUUAAAAUUGAAGGUAUCGUCGGAAGGCGGAGUCCAAGAGGAGGAGGAGACAGGCUGGUAUUAUGAUAGGAAGCCGUCUAAUUAUGGGAUAAGUGACACACCCAGUAAUUAUGGGAUACGUGACACUCCCACUAAUUAUGGGAUACAUAGUACGCCCACUAAGUAUGGGAUACGUGACACACCUACUAAUUAUGAGAUAAGCGACAUGUCCACUUUUAGUGUUAGUGAGACACGCCCUUCUCCUUUGAAGUCUUUUAAUGACACACCCACUUCAAGCAAGAACGAGCGAGUGGGUGGAGCAACUUCAUUAGAGGUAGGCAUGGCUCUUGACCCAUCACCUGAUGUAAGUAACACCUCAUCUAAUAAGGACUCCAGUAAUACUGAUAGCAGCAUGAGUGAGACUGGGGGCAUGGCCACUGAAGGAGGCGGGAUUAGCAAAAUGGGUGUGUCAGUAGGUGGGGCUAGUGCUGUGGGCAUGUCAGGAGGCAAGGCCAGUCCUUUAACUAGUGAAACGAAAGAAGGUGACUUACAAUUUCUUCAGAGUUGUUUCCCUGAUACCCUACCCUCAGUCUUGAAUGCGUUAUAUGAAAAAUCCAACAAUAACCUCUCGACCACUGUAGACCUUGUACUGCACAUACCACAGCCGUCGUACGACCAGUACACACUGGAGCUACUGGACGAAGAAGAGGAUGAGUGGAUGGAGUUCCAUCCCAGCGGAGACACCUCUACCAGCAUCUCUGAACAAGAGGGUACCCCCGUAGAGGGAGAAAUGGAUGAUAUUAUUUUUUAUGAGCCGGAGACGAGAGAAGAAGGAGAGACAAUGGAGGGUGUUGUUGUGGAGACUAGAGAUGGGCCAGAGGAGGCUGAAUAUGAUAUAAUGAAAGAUCUUGGACUUACGAAGGAGGAGUAUGAGAGGGCAUUAGGAGUCCAGCUCAAGAUUGAGAGCGAGAGAGAAAAGAAGAAAGGAAAAGGGAAGAGUAGAGAGAGGGAGGGAGGGGAUCCAAACGCAACUAAAGCUAAGAAAGGAAUUGGUACCAAUAAUACUGGUACUGGAAUCAAACCACCGGAUAUCGAAGGGGCGAAACCUGGAGCCGCUGAACCAGGACCUUCUACUGCUUCUGGCCCAGAGGGAGGGGGAAAAGGAGGAGCCUGGGACGACGCUAACCUGAUGUUACGAUUAACCUCAUCACUAGCUAACCAGCUACAGAACAUGUUUGGAAAGGUACCACCUCAUAUGCUUAAAGAUGGUAUAGUUAAAGAGGAAGAUCUUCUUGUGUUACUGAAUGAAAGUGUAGCUAAAGGAAUUUAUGACAAAUGGAUUGACACAAUUGAAGCCAAAGACAUUGAGUACAGAUUUUCACAAGGAAGAGAAGCUGCCCUAUCCAUUAGUGAUCCCACUCAAGCUUUCUCUCAUAGCUCAAAGAGAAGAGGAAAGAAAGGAAGCAAGGAGAAGGGAACUCCGCUGGAUCUUAGCUCCAGUAGCGGGCCAGUGGUUCAGGGGCAAUGGGGGACAGUGGGGGGUACAUCAGUCGACAUGCAUAGGAUAAUGGACGAGCAAUAUGCAGAGCAAAUGGGGCAACAGGAAGUGGAUAAUUUUGUAGUUCGCAAAAUGAAAGAGAAUUUCCAAGUCAAUAACGAAGUCAAUCAAUUAUACAAACAAUAUCCUCAGUUGUCUCACCAAGUAAUUCACUGGAACUACUACAAAUCGAGGUUCAAUUAUCCAGCAGCAAGGAAUGCCCUCUACUCAAUUGUAGUCCAGAUGAAGCCUAAGACUCCUCCAACUGGUCCCACUUAUAGACCAGGGACUGUGUCAAGGACUGCUACCGGUGGCAGCAACAGGCAACAGGGAGCAACUGAAGAGAAUGAGGAGGAAGAUACUGAUUUAGAUUACAGUGACUUAAGAGCUGAAGCAGCAGUUCAUGCCCAGUUGAGAGCCGAGGCGUUUCAAAAAGCAGCGAAAGCAAGAGGAGAGAAACAAGGAGAACUGGCCAUGCACUACGCACAAGUGGGUCAUAAGCACACUGAGAAGAUGAAUGAUGCUAAUAGAAGAGCAGCUAUGAUGACUUAUCGAAUAAAGAAUAAAGGUAGGGAUAAGAACAAUCUUGAUCUACAUUGUCUUCACGUUCAUGAAGCUUUACAAGUACUGGAGGAACGGCUGAUGGAGCCACACAAAAAAGGCGAUCAGUUGUUCGUUAUCACUGGGCGUGGCGUCCAUAGCAAAGGGCCUCCGAAAGUCAAACCAGCUGUUUGGAAUAGACUGAAGAAAGGAGAAACAAAAUGGAAAUUCCUUGAUAGAGGAGGGAUGAUAGAGAUUAUCUUUUUAAUGGAUAACAAAUGAAAGAAGUUAAUAUUUGCAACAAGUUUUAACACUCAAACAUAUUUCAUGUCUUUUUUUUUCUUGUGUCUUUUUUCCUCUGCCAUAAUUAUCUCAGUAUCAUUUUAUCACUUUGUUGUCCUUCCCUCCCCUUCCUUAUUUCUUAAUAACUACAUAAUACCAGUUCACCUCUCUAUAUUGUCUUUAUGGUCAUAAUUCAUUUUGUUCAGUUGUGUAUGCACCCA
Messenger RNA from Amphimedon queenslandica, 3710 nucleotides. RefSeq lists its product as uncharacterized. NCBI's taxonomy places the organism in Eukaryota, Metazoa, Porifera, Demospongiae, Haplosclerida, Niphatidae. The record is from RefSeq and is a predicted model, not a curated record. The coding region runs from base 214 to 3489 and encodes 1091 amino acids. Gene Ontology annotation, cellular component: nucleus. The transcript has 18 exons. Gene Ontology annotation, molecular function: endonuclease activity.